Molecule: messenger RNA, 4615 nt
Organism: Penicilliopsis zonata CBS 506.65
Lineage: Eukaryota; Fungi; Ascomycota; Eurotiomycetes; Eurotiales; Aspergillaceae
Exons: 6
Coding region: 263-4402 (1379 amino acids)
Biological process (GO): transmembrane transport
Cellular component (GO): membrane
Molecular function (GO): ATP hydrolysis activity; ATP binding; ABC-type transporter activity
Source: RefSeq, a predicted model, not a curated record
CGGAUUUUUUCUCACUGUGCACAGACGUCCCGACAUGUCCACAGUCCCCAGCGUGAAUGCGAUGCCUGCUUGAUAUGGCAGUACAGAGUGACGAGGCUCCGCUGCUUGGGCUUGAAAGCUGGCCAGUUCUGAUCAUCACUGCCAAAGGAGACUCUUUCCUUGAUUUUCCUCCCAUAAAACUUGGGGGAGACGCCCGCCGGUUUUGGCAGAACUGAGCCCUGAAAUUUCACACUUGAAAUCACUUUCUUAGAGAGAUAUCCCAAUGGCAUCACUGGAUGAUGAACAUAUUAUCAGUAGGAUGGGUCUUCUGGCCCUCCCUGCUUGUUGCGUGGCCAUAUGUCUAUACGACGUUCUGUUCAUAUACCGCCGCCGAAAGUUGCAUGAGAAUUAUCGGUUCACGACGAGACAUGCCUUGAUCGGACUCCUUGGGCUCUGUUGCUCUUUAUUCUGCGCCAUUACGAUACUAGGCGAGGCAUUUGCAGGAGAGGUCUACGAAUUCCCUAGACUUCUAGUUGGGGGCUUGUGGGUUGCCGUAUCUCUCUGUCAGCUUACAUAUCUCACCAGUCGCUCGAUUCAAUUACUUUCCUUCUUGAAUUCCGUGCUGCUUAGUCUAACGUUACUCUUGACAACAAACAUCCCACAGCAGGUCUACCCUCUGAUCUGGCUCGACACUCCCAAACACUAUCUCUCGACGUGGACGUUAAUCCAGCUGCUAGCUGCUUUAACAAGUUCUAUUUUGGUUCCUCUGGCAUCCCCUUCUCAUAAUUAUACCGAGAAUGAUCUCUAUCCACCGCAUACUUCUUCACCUCUAACGAGAUGGUGUUUAUAUACGUGGAUCAGUCCCCUCAUCAAUGAGGCAUACAAGCGUCGUGGAGACAUUAGUUCGGAUAAUUUGCCACUUUCCACAGCUAAGAGUUCUCCAGAGAAUUGGCUUCGGAAGUACACAGAGGCUUGCAAGGACUCGCCGUCACUUCCCAAAGUUCUUUGGAGCCUAUUCAAGCGUCGGCUGAUGGUUGCAGCCUUCUUCUCGGCCUCCUGCGGAUUCUUCGAGCUUGUUGGAACCAUUGGUCUUUAUCAACUGCUGCUGUAUCUUCAAGGAUCACCUGAAGCCAAGUUUAGGCCGUGGUUUUCCAUAACUUUAUUCAGUGUUUGCCCAAUCCUGCGUGGGUUAUGCAUGCAGAUAUUUGAAUAUAUCGCUACGCAUAUCAUAGGCCACCUCAAAGUCACCGUCAUUUCUGCGGUCUUUGACAAACUCAUUCAUUCCGUGGACAGUACUGGCGUGGAUUGCGGCAAACUCCAUAACAAUAUCUCCGCCGACGUCGAUAGGUUGGGUACGCUCCGCUAUACAGUCAUGACAAUGUUCAUGGUCCCGGUUGAAAUUACCGUUGGAUCUAUUCUUCUCUUCAAAAUUAUGGGAUGGUAUUAUAUUCCAAGUCUGGUUUUCCUUCUGGUCACAAGAUUUCCAUUGUCCAAAUUCAUCGCCUCUUCCCAAGGAAAAGCACAGUCCAACAUCAUGAAAUCUACAGAUGAGCGGAUGAGGAAAACAAACGAAGCCAUACGGACCCUCACAACAAUCAAAAUGAUUGGAUGUGUACAAGCUUUUGCAGGCAAGAUCCUGGAUACACGUGGUCGAGAGUUGCAAGCUAUUUGGAGAAAGAUGCAGAUUAUCGUGGGAUCCGAGGUCUUGUCGACAACAUUCACCUUAUUCGCUCUCGUCCUAUGUCUGUUUCUAUACUCGGUUAUCGGAGGAAACACGGUCAACCCCGACGUUGUCUUCACAAUUGUUGCUGUUUUCAACAUCAUCAAAAGCAUGCUUACCCUGAGCGUACUAGGAGUGGGCCAAUACGCGCAAGCAAUGAUUAGUUUGAAGCGUCUGAGUGAAUUUCUGAAUGACUCGAACCAACAUACGGAAAGCUACUGUAAACUGACAAAAGCUGACAGUAGUGCUGUAUCGAGUUCGAAUCUUUCAAAUAAUGAUCAGAUACGGCUUGUGCAAAACGGUCUCAAUGUUGUUUCAGGAAGUAUAGGGUCAGGCAAAUCUCGGCUUCUGCAGUCCUUGAUAUUUAACACACACUCCAGAGAGUACUCGAUUACAAUACAGAAGACUCAAUUUGAGCCUAUAGGAUAUGCCUCUCAAACCCCAUGGCUCCACAAUGGCAGUAUUAGGGAUAAUAUUCUCCUUGGUUCACCCCUUGUCACUGAACGCUAUAAGCAAGUCUUGCACGUAUGCGCCUUGGAGCAUGACAUAGCGAGUUUUCAGGAUGGUGACUUCCAUAACGUUGGCGAAGCUGGCCGAGGUGUUUCAGGGGGGCAGAGACAGCGUAUAGCACUUGCUCGAGCGCUGUUUUCACCAGCAAAGAUCCUAGCUCUAGAUGAUAUUCUUUCGGGGCUUGAUCCGGUUACUUCUAAUUGGAUCAUUAGAAAAGCGAUUCUUGGGCCUUUGGCACAAAAUAGAACAAUUGUUCUUGCUACCAACGACGUCAGAUGCGCCCAAAUGGCCAAUAUGGUCAUCAAAUUGGAACAAGGAAAGGUUAAGGGUAUCAUCCAGGGCCCCGAGAUCACAGAACGCCUCGAACCUGAAGAAACAGACUUGGAACCGCCAGUCCCAGUUGCAUCUCCUUGCAAAUCCAAUUCGAAACCAACCGGUUCUCCUGAGUCCGAAGAUCUUGACAAGUUCGCUGGAGGGGUUUCUGGCUUUUCUUGUGCAUACAAUUAUCUACGGUCCUUCGGGAACAGGACAUUCCUUUCGAUAACAUUUAUAUUCAUGGUGGGCGCUCAGGCGAUGGACAUCAUGCUGCCUUGGUGGCUUUCAGUCUGGAGUCGAACAGAGAGCGGGAGCAACGCGGAGAUGUCAACUAAUGUGUACAUGGGGAUUUUUACAGGCCUUGGGCUAGCACAAGUUCUGGUAUUGGCAGCCUCACUUCUCCUCUUGUAUUCGGGUGCAUGGCGAGCAAGUCGCGAUAAACAUUUACAAUUACUCACCACGGUCCUCGGAGCUACAUAUUCUUGGAUAAUUCAUACACCAGCGGGUCAGAUCAUCAACCGAUUCUCCUCCGACAUAACGAGCUUAGAUGACACUCUGAUACGGACGUUCCGACCGGUCCUCGAGACAUACUCGUCGAUUGCCCUUCGAAUUCUGACGGUUUCUUCUCUGAUCCCAUUGUUUAUACUCCCGUCAAUCAUCCUGACUGCCCUGGCCAUCUAUACCGGUCGUCGGUACCGAUUUGCAUCAACGGCCACGAAGCACAUGUAUGCGGGCAGCUUGACUCCUUUAUACCACGGGAUCACCGAGACCGUGUCUGGUCUGGCGACCAUACAUGCCUUCCGAGCUGAAAGAGUGCUACAAACACGUUUUAACGGGGCUGUCCACCACCAUGUACGAACCUGGGAAGCUGUCAGUGACCUCCAGCGUUGGUUGGCGGUUCGAAUGGACAUUUUCGUCGCAUUAAUAUCUUUUUCUGUGGCGACACUAGCCAUGCUGCAGCAGAACCCAAGCCCGGCGGUAGUUGGCCUCAGCUUGACAUUGACAACCGGGCUGUGUACCGCUCUUCUGUAUCUUGUUUACCUCUCUAGCCUACUGGAGAUCGAGCUGACCAGCUACCAUCGGAUUGAGAAUUAUCUGGAAAAACUGCCGCAAGAAAGCUGCCAAUCCGAGCACGGAAAUGAGACAGUAGACGAUGACUGGCCCGCCGGGGGGGCAAUCGAGGUUCAUCAUUUGUCAGCGGGCUACUCAAUGCAUGAUGAGUGUGUGAUUCGUGAAAUGAGCUUUGCAGCCAACCCUGGUGAUCGGAUCGCCAUUGUAGGACGAACCGGGAGCGGUAAAACCACGCUGGCAUUGAGUCUGCUGCGGAUGACAGCGCGACUCGGCGGUGCCAUCAGGGUCGACGGGGUCGACAUUGAGGAUAUCUCGGUCGAUACUCUCCGGCGACACAUCACAUUCAUCCCCCAGGAACCCGUCUUGUUUAACGGCACCAUCCGCACCAACCUAGAUAUGACAGGUACUGUCGGAGAUGACCGAUUACAGUCUGCUUUGAGCGAUAUUGCGGGAGACACACGGUGGAAGCUGGAUGACGUGGUGGAAGCAAACGGGCAAAAUAUGUCUCAGGGGGAGCGACAGCUGAUCGCACUGGCGCGUGCAAUGGUCGGUAAGGCCAAGAUCCUCGUCAUCGACGAAGCCACUGCCAAUCUCGAUCAAGCCAGCGAAGACCGCCUCCACGCCGUACUACACGAUAAAUUCAGCGAUUGCACCACCGUCACCAUCACCCAUCGGUUACACAACAUUCUCGAUCACGAUCAGGUCCUAGUUCUGGAGAACGGACGUGUGGUGGAGCAUGGCCAGCCGGGCCACUUGCUCCGCCAAGGAAAGGGUCCAUUCCAUGGAAUGUGGGCGCACAAAUCCUAAACCAACUAUCCCAUCAUUUCCGGUCGCAAAAAGCGAGAGCAUGGGCCGGGGGGAUAUCGCCCCGAGGCAACCUUCGGUGUGACUCUCCGCUGUGGUUUGCCUCCACACUUCCGUGGUCGGUGGCCAGUAGCGAACAGGGUCACACAGCUUAUUUCUGAAGGGAGGGGGGAAAGAUCUGCAGUUCCAGCCUAGCCUCAGAGGUUCGCUGAUCGA